Molecule: messenger RNA, 2688 nt
Organism: Eimeria necatrix
Lineage: Eukaryota; Apicomplexa; Conoidasida; Eucoccidiorida; Eimeriidae
Exons: 3
Coding region: 1-2688 (895 amino acids)
Source: RefSeq, a predicted model, not a curated record
AUGGACAGCUGCUGCGGGGUGUACAGACAGCUCAUUGUUCGGGUGUAUCUGCAGAUGACAACUCCGGAAGGAAGAGAAACUCCUUUUCGUUUGAUUGACUUUUCGGACUUCAAUGAAGAGCCGCAGCAGCUAGAGCAGCAGCAGCAGCAGCAGCAGCAGCAGCAAGAGCAGCAGCAGCCGCAGCAAGAGCAGCAGCUCCAGCUGCAGCAGCAGCGCCAGCUCCAGCCGCUGCAGCAGCAGCAGCCGGAGGCUCGCUGCUCUAGGGGCUAUUUCUGCGUCGUUAUCACCUUUGCUGAAGUGACUGUGGAGCUGUCUCACCCUCUGGAGCUGCUGCAGCACUACAUAGCAGCACGAGCGACAGGAACGCCUUUCCCGCCGCUAGACAGGACAGCAGCAGCAGCAGCAACAGCAGCAGCAGCAACAGCAGCAGCAGCAAGAGCAGCAGCAGCAGCAGCCAGUGUCCCGCUGGUGCCGAAGCCGCAGCAGCGAACGCAUGUAUUCUCCCCCGGCGACUUCCGCUCAGCAGCAGCAGCAGCAGCAGCAGCAGCAACUGCAGGGGUGUCCGAAGCAGCCUUCUCGCGCCCUGCUGCUGCUGCUGCUGCUGCUGCUGCACUUACAGAUGGCUGCGACGGGGAGGGGCCCCCAGGGGGCCCCCCAGGGGGCCCCCCAGGGGGCCCCCCAGGAGGGGGGGCCCCCGUGGAGCUGCUGUACCCUUUUCGUUCUGUCUUUGAGUUGGCGCUGCACUUCUACCGCUCAGGUGUCUCUGCAGGAGUUGCUGCUGCUGCUGCUGCUGCAGGAGGAGACCCUUUUGCUGCUGCUGCACUUGUGGGGCUGCUGGGGGACAGCAGCAGCAGCUUCUCAGACAGCGUGGUCCCCGGCCUUUGGGCAGCAGCAUUUUUUGCUGCUCUCGGCGGCCAGCAGCAGCCGGCAGAAGCUGCUGCUGCUGCUGCAAGGGUAGCAGCAGCAGCAGCAGCAGCAGCCAACGACAGCCCUUGCCGCGCAAUUGCUGCUGCUGAUGCUGCAUGCGAAGGAGACCCGCAGCAGCCUUGUGUCUCUCCAGACAGGCCCGGCAGCAGCAGCAGCAGCAGCAGCAGCGGCGACAGCAGGCGCAACAGCAGGAGCAGCACCACCAGCAGCAACGGCAACACAACCGGCAGCAGCAGCAGCAGCAGCAGCAGCAGCAGCGGAUUCGAAGCAGCUUCGCCUGCCUCCAGUGCCUUUCCUCUAGUCCCCUUCUGCCCUCCUUUGUCCCGCUGUCUCCCGCAGCAGCAGCAGCAGCAGCUUUGGUUCCCUGCUGCUGCUGCUGCUGCUGCCGACGCAGGGCCAUCUGCAGGAGAACCAGCAGCAGCAGCAGCAGCAGCAGCUGCUGCUGCUGCUGUGCCUUCACAGCACUUCUUAGGCGCUGCUUCCGGGGCCCCUUUGGGGCCCCCCUCCGCUGCUAGUUGGCUCAUGGGGGGCCCCUGGGGCCCCUGUGAAUCUGCUGCAGCAGCACCAGCAGCAGCAGCAGCAAAUGCCGGGGUUGCCGCAGCAGCUGCUGCUGCUGCUGCUGUCCCAGCUGCAGCACAGGCAGCCCCGCAGGACGGUAUCUUUGCAUCCUGCGAAGGUCUCCCGCAUGCAGCAGCAGCUGCUGCUGCUGCUGCUACAGUGCCGCCACCACACCCAGCAGCAGCAGCAGCAGCAGCAGCAGCAGCAGCAGGGCUGCCAGCCCCACCAUCUGCAGUGCCUCCACCACCAGCACUAUUGCCAGCAGCAGCAGCAGCAGCAGCAGAGCCACCGCCACUUACAGCAGCAGCAUUGCCGCUGCUGCCAGCAGCAGCAGCGCGAGCAGCACUGCCUCCGUCGUCAGCAGCAGCAGCAGCACCACCACCUCCAGCAGCAGCAACAGCAGCAACAGCAGCAACAGCAGCAACAGCAGCGUUUCCCCUACCCCCAGUCAUCAUGCCUCCGUUAUCUUGUACUCCCAAAACUCCUUCAGCUGCAGCAGCACCUGCGGCUCCGCCUGCAGCAGAAGCAGCAGCAGCAGCAGCAGCAGCAGCAGCAGCAGCAGCACGCCUUCCACUGCACGAGGGGUGCCCAGGGCCCCCUGUGCUGCUGCCGCCUCUUCGUCAGCACUCUGCUGCUGCUGCUGCUGCUGCUGCUGCUGCUGCAGCUGAGGGCUGCUUUCCUCCAUGUGACUUCCUGGAUGCAGUAUCGCCACACAGUGGCCGGCGUCAGCAGCAGCAGCAGCAGCAGCAGCAGCAGCAGCAGCAGCAGCAGCAGCAGCAACAGCAGCAGCAACAGCAGCAAUUGCAGUAUUCCUUCCCUCCCCCGCAGCACUUGGCGCUGCCCUCCCCCCAAUUUUUUAUGUUUGGCAGCCACCAGCAAGCGCCCGCAGCAGCCAGCAGCAGCAGCAGCAGCAGCAGCAGCAGCAGCAGCAGCAAUAGCCUGAUAGGAGAAGCUGAAGCAGCAGCAGCAGCUGCUGCUGCUGCUGCUCAGGGGGCCCAAAAUGACGCUAAGCGGAGAGAGGCCCCACCAGAGUUUCAUGUACGUACACCCGGAGCGCAGCUGCUAGACACCCCCGCGGGAAAGCAGCAGCUGCAGCAACAGCUGCUGCGGCUGCUGCUGCAGCUGCAGCAACAGCUGCUGCGGCUGCUGCUGCAGCAGCAGCGGCUGCAGCAGCUGCAGCAGCUGCUACUGAUUUCACAGUAA